AGCGUCCUGCUCUAAGGACCGCCCGCGUCUCGUCAUUGAUUGGCUUCUUCCGGCUUCUUCCGUCUUUACCCCUUAAUACAGUGUUUUUUGAUUCGCUGCCGAAUAUUGCUCUUGUGGCUAGUUUUUUGCAAGCCAGCUAGCUAGUUAGCCCGUGUUCAUUCAGUCAUUUUGUAAUCAGCUGUUUGCAAAUUAAUUUGAUUUCGUCGACAAAAUUGGCUCAAACACAGCGGCGUUGAAAACUACGUCGUUUGUCACGUGUCAUUCUUAUUUUGUGUGUUAAACACAGCUUUGACUCGGCCUGCCUUUGGUAGAAUGAUGGGGACAGUGGGAAGAACAUUUGAUGCAAGGCAGAAGAUUGGGGCCGCAGAUGUCCGACAGAGGCUUGGUAGUAGUGGGCAAACAGGGCCAGGAUCAGGGUUCCAGGUGAAAGAUGCCAGGGAGAAGAUUGGCCAGAAAGAUGCCCGAUUCCGGAUAAGAGGACGAGGCGGUGCAACUGGGGGUGUGCAGGAUGCCCGGCAGAUGAUCAACUCCCGAAAACAGCAAGGACCGAACCCAGUGGGCAACCCUCUCCUAUCCCACAAGCCCCUGGGAAUGGGGCUGCAAGCAACCUUCCAGAUCUACAAUAAUAACGGUGCAACCAAUGCCAGUGCCAGACAGUUCCCAUCCACCUUCCAAGGACUCAAUGUCAGAGCAGGGCUCUUGCCUCAGCCCAGUGGUGGGAUAAAAAAAGUAGUGGAUGCACGUGAUCGGCUAAGCCUGAAGAGGAGCAUCACUGGAGCAGCACCCACUAUGAGCUCACAAACACCUUUGAAGAUCACUAAAACUAUUCAGCAAAGGCCAAUUGGAAUGGUGAGUGACGUCCGGUUUAACGUUCCUAGCAGAGGAGCCCAGCAGUCUCUCUUGAAUGACGACGAUGUUAUCCUUAACAAACAGAUGAAGAUAACCACUGCUAACAACAUGGCACAGACACGGCCGGGUGGCAUUGGAUCCUCUUUCUCCAUGUCGGGUCCUAUAACCAAAGUGGUGAGGAACGAUGCUUACACUGCCCCACCUCCACCUGUACCUACUCCUCCUGCACGAUCCACUGCUGCUCCCCCCGUGGCCACUGGGCAGGUGCGUGGGCAUGGGCAUGGGCAACAAGCAGCAGACACCAGUGCCCGCCCUGCCCCCCCUCCUCAGCCUACCUUCAGUCCUUUGGAAGGCACCAAGAUCACAGUGAACAACCUUCAUCCCCGGGUCACUGAGGAAGAUAUUGUGGAACUGUUCUGUGUUUGCGGAGCUUUGAAACGAGCACGACUGGUCAAGCAGGGAGUGGCCGAGGUUGUGUUUGUCAAGAAAGAUGACGCAAUAAGUGCUUACAGGAAGUACAACAACCGUUGCCUUGAUGGCCAGCCAAUGAAGUGUAAUCUACACAUGCAGGGAAAUGUCAUCACCUCCGAUCAGCCCAUUCUUCUGAGGCUGAGUGACACCCCAGGUGCAGGAGGUGGAGCGAGGAAAGAUGGACUUCCUGCUUCUCUCACCCGCCCAGGUGGCCGCCCUGCUUCCUCCCAGCCUGCGGCAGAAGUGGACCCCCAGACCAUCCUCAAAGCUCUGUUCAAGUCCUCCGGCCAGACCCCCACAACCACAGAACCCCCAAACUCCCAGGCCACGGCCUUUCGCAUCAAGAUUUAACGAUUGAUCACAUUCACAGGCACCUGUUUGCAUAUUUGACACAUUCAAACACACGCACACAGGUACACCAUGUCGUACAUAUUUAUUUGUACUUCAGUAACAGAAUUUGCAUACAAAAAUGUUUCUGAGUGUUUUAGAAAACUAAAUGAUUUGGUCCAGUGGUUGUCCACAGCAGUAGUGUUGAUUUGUUACUUGUGUAUUUCAACUGGAGAAAGGCUGACAUAAUUUGUUUGUAAACUAUUUUGUUUAUUUUCAGUUUGAAUUACAGAUUUGAAUGAUAAAGAAAAAAGAAUGGUGUCUGUCCAAAGGUUCAUUUUAACAUGCCUAUGUUCAAAUAGUUCACAUUGAACGCAACCUCUGUGAAAGAUGAGAUGCUUGUUGCUUUUAGUUUUUUUUUUUUUUUUUUUACUUUUCCCCCUUUUUUUUUAUAUAAUCCCUUAAAACAAUAUCCUGACAAGUACCAAAAGUGAUGACAUUUAGAACAUGCAAAGGAAUACUUAAUCCUUACUGAAAUUAAAUGACUUGUACACAAGCUCACACUCUUCAAACAUGUUUUGUUCGCCACUGUCCUUAUGUACAGUGAAAUGCUUGUUGUGGCAGUUAAGCCACUUUGUCCUUAGAUUAUUAAACCGAUGGAAACAGUCCAACUGAAACUCUUUUGUCUUUCUAGCUGUAAAUGACUUUCUACAUAUAUACAUGUUCUUUUUUUUUGGUCUUUUGCACGAAGGCCGAAAGGCCAGAACUCUGUACAAGUGCAUUUACUUCAGUAAAUAUGUUCCUUUAUAUAUACAAAAA
Messenger RNA from Clupea harengus (Atlantic herring), 2466 nucleotides. RefSeq names its product polymerase (DNA-directed), delta interacting protein 3 (gene poldip3). Gene Ontology annotation, biological process: poly(A)+ mRNA export from nucleus. The record is from RefSeq and is a predicted model, not a curated record. NCBI's taxonomy places the organism in Eukaryota, Metazoa, Chordata, Actinopteri, Clupeiformes, Clupeidae. Gene Ontology annotation, cellular component: nucleus; nuclear speck. Gene Ontology annotation, molecular function: mRNA binding.